AUGAUGAAGUUCGUUUUUAUGCUUUCUCUUAUUUGUGCCUGCUUGUAUUCUUCUCGAGCGGGAAGCACAACUCAAAAACAGGUAAGGCAGUCGUCAGGUUUGUUCAUUUCUGAGAAAUUACCUUUUACUGCGCAUUUUGCGAACCUUUUCAAUAGUGGGCUGAAAGCCUCGGCUUUCUCUUAAUAAUUCACAGAAACCUCAAACGAGUAAAUGAAAGAAUAGUCAUCUUCACAAUUGAUCGGAAAAUCUUUUCACAAACCACUGACACAUGAGUUCGCUUAACCUCGGGUUUGCAAGCGUGUUUUCUGUUUGCCGGAUUUAUCACCGCCAGCAACACAAGAAAAAGAGGAAAAUAAAUAUUCUGAUUGGUCUAAUCUAUGUUAUAUGUUUGAUGUUGGUUGCCAGCUUAUAGCUUCAUUUUUCUCGAUGCGUGAUAGGAAACGCAAUGAUCAGAGAGCGAAAAGCUAUUGUAGAUGCCCAUCUUUGUACCUAUAAUUUGGGACUUUAAUGCGGUUGAUUCUGUUAUACUAAAAAACGGAAAUAUUUCGAUUUUCCAAUUUAUCCUACAGAAAAUUUGUGCCUCUCGAGGUGUGCCAAUCAACAUCAAUGUUCAAGGAAAAGGAGGUGUAAAGGUGCGUAUAAAGCCCAUUUCACUUGAGUUACGUAGGUAAUAGCAAGUGGAAGUUUCAUUCAUUAAUGUGAUAUGUCCCAUUUUUAGGGAGAAAAAGGUGAAAAAGGGGACACUGGAACCAAAGGCGAUAAAGGAAUACCAUGCCAAUGUUCUUUACAGGUAACAAAAAGACAGUUUUUAAAAAGUUUGUAAUUAUUCAUAAGUUUGAAUACUAUUGUACGGUGUUAUGAUUUUCAUUUAUUCAUUAGUUCUGAUCAGUGAACCUUCUGUCUGUUACUUAAUCUGCUGCUGAGUUGAGGUUGCAAGAAGUCUACCCGCAAUUUCAUGGCGUCUUCCGUUUCAAUUAGGCACGUGUCAAAUUGCAUUUGUCCGUCUUCAAGCUGAAGUCUCAAUAUGAAAUAAGACUCUCAAUUACUGCUAAUAGCUAAAAUUUUUAAUCUUUGCUCCAGUUCUCUUGAUUCUUAGGUUUCAGCCAAAACCUUAAACUUUUUUUCUUCUUAUCGGUUCAAUAAUCAGCUUUUACUACUUUUUUUUUUUUUUUUUUUUUUUAUUCCUAAGUUAAAUUUUUUUCUCAUGUUUUUUUUUUUUUUUUUUUUUUGGUUCCCAAAAAACCCCUCCUUUUUUUUCAAGCCUUUUAAAAAGGGACCACUUGGUACCCCGCCCACACACAGCAAUUUUGUUGUGUGGGUUUUUUUUUUAAAUUUAGUGCGUGUAUAAUUUGUUUUUUCUCGUUUUUAUGUUAAUUUUUUAUUUUAAAUUAUUCUUUUAUUUAUUUUCUAUUUAUAAAAUUUUUUAUUUUUUAUUCAAUUUUUUUUUUUUUUUAGUUUUAUCCAAAAUUUUUUUUUUUUUUUUUUUUUUUUUUUUUUAUUAUUAGUUUUUUUUUUUUUUUUUUUUUUUUUUUUUUUUCAUCCUAAGUAUAAAUUGCAUCAUCAGUGUAUAUUCUUUUUUCUGUUUUAGGAUCCAAAAAAGCCAUCUGCUCAUAUCGAAGCCGUCAAUAAGGGGCCAGUCUGGUACCCAGCCAACACAGGUAAUUUGUUCGUUCAGGGUUUUUUUUUAUUUUCGGCAAAUAACUACGAUAAUUUAAAAACGCCAAGGUAGGAGAAUAUCCCAGACUUAUUUCGGGCUAUACUUUGGAGGAAAACUUGUUUUCUGGUCAACUAGGCCGGUUUGUUUAAAGGAGGAUUACUCACCGCUCCUCCAAAAAGCAAAAAAAAAAAAAGAAGAAGAAGAAGAAGCCAAGGUGUUGUGAGGAAGGGCUGAGAUCCAUCCACCUCUCUUUCAGGUUAGGACGGUGGGUUGACGGUUAAGGGCAUGACCUUAUAAAUUAGAUGCGUAGUUACAUUACAAACUGACUGAAAUGACUCCUGGGUUUAAACCUUUCACAUUUUGAUUGAAAUGUGUUGAUAAUUUGUUUCGUAGUGAUCAAGGAUUGGUCGGUAAGUGCUCCGUACAGCUACCUUGCAGGCGGUAUGACGUAUCAAGACGGAAAACUGACAGUUCCUACCCCAGGACGGUACUACAUCUACGCUCAAAUUUACUACCACAACAAUGGACGAGUCUUUGUUAAGGUUAACAACAAACCAAUCACGAUGAUGCAGCCCCCAAUAAGUGUUAAUCACCAUGGUAGCUUGUACGCUGGUGGGGUGUUCAACCUGAAGGCUGGUGACGUCAUCGCGUUGACUUCUUACCAUUAUCCUGAUAGAAAUGGCGCCAAAAUUUACAUGUACACCCAUCACAGUUACUUUGGCGCAUUUUUGAUCUGA
Messenger RNA from Porites evermanni, 2394 nucleotides. Lineage: Eukaryota; Metazoa; Cnidaria; Anthozoa; Scleractinia; Poritidae. The record is from the annotation of a GenBank genome assembly.